Messenger RNA from Scheffersomyces amazonensis, 956 nucleotides. RefSeq lists its product as uncharacterized. The transcript has a single exon. NCBI's taxonomy places the organism in Eukaryota, Fungi, Ascomycota, Pichiomycetes, Serinales, Debaryomycetaceae. Bases 250 to 594 code for a protein of 114 amino acids. The record is from RefSeq and is a predicted model, not a curated record.
AGCGAUGUAGUUCAGAUUUUUUCAAUUACAUAUAUUUUUCUCACUGUUAACUUAAACAGAGUAUCUCCUCCAGUACUAUUAAGAGAAACCAGCAACAAAUACCAUUUACAAAGUUAUACUUUUUCGUCUACUUAAACGUCUUAGAGUAUUCUUAUCCAUUGGCAUAUCUUUAGUUUUUUGUGUUGUUAAGGCGUUCUUUAAACAAGAUUAAACAAGAUCAGUGUAAUUAACUAGAAACGCGUAUCCACCAUGUUCUCGUCACAAGAGUCUAUACAAAGCCGGAAGCGUUCAGCAGAAGAAGAGGACGUAGAAUACGGCAGUGACUACCACAGUAACACAUCUUAUGAUUCAGAUAUGUAUACAUCACACGAAUUCAAGAAACUACAACGUCAUAAAAUACACUCCGAACUUCAUUAUCACAGUAUCCAAGUGCUAUUGGAUGCCCAGAGGCAGUUAAAUCGUUUGGAGAAACAACCGGAACAGGAACAUAAUGAAGUUCAGAUGACUCCAGAACAUCAACAAGAAGCUCAACCGGAGUCUCAGUAUCAUCAGAAACCCUUCUGGCCUCAGCUUAACAAACUUGGCUCCUCUUAGUAGAUCCUCACUACUAUAGCAUACAAAAAAGUAUUUGAGGUAGUUUACAGGUAAUGCACUGUACGAAUUACACCCUAAAAUAGUUAAGUUAUCACCCACGAACACAUCAAUUGUCUUAUACAGAGUUGGGUAUAAUAUAGAAGUAGGGUGUCUUAUACAAGUGGGGGUCAUAGUAAUACCUAUACAAGUGUGGGGCCUUCUGAGCAUUAGCAUAAGUAGCAUAAGCAUUAGAAUUAGUAUUAGCAUACAAUACUAAGUUGAAUACCAUUCGACUAAUUACAUAGGGGCAUAUUGCCUAAACCUACAUAUCCUGUAUAACAUCAUGUAUCGAUCAUUCUGGCAAUGAACAACACCAUCUAGAA